AUGCCCCGCAUCCUAGUUCUCAACGGUCCCAACCUCAACCUCCUCGGCAACCGCGAGCCGCAAAUGUACGGCUCAACUACGCUCUCCGACAUCAUUGCCACCCUCACAGCCCAAGCGUCCUCCCUUUCUAGCACCAUUGAGUCCUUCCAAUCCAACCACGAGGGCGCGCUAGUCGACCGCAUCCACCAGGCCCGUGGCAACAUUGAUGCCAUCAUCAUCAACCCCGGUGCCUUUACGCACACUAGCGUCGCCAUACGCGAUGCCCUUUCUGGAGUUGACAUCCCCUUUGUGGAAGUGCAUAUUUCCAAUGUCCACGCUAGAGAAGAGUUUAGAAGACAUAGCUACUUGAGCGAUAAAGCGGUAGGGGUGAUUUGUGGGCUGGGUGUAUACGGUUUUGAGGCUGCGUUGGAGUUUGCGGUUCGACAUGUUAAGAAGGCUUCACGGUUGUAG
Molecule: messenger RNA, 450 nt
Organism: Metarhizium acridum CQMa 102
Lineage: Eukaryota; Fungi; Ascomycota; Sordariomycetes; Hypocreales; Clavicipitaceae
Biological process (GO): quinate catabolic process
Molecular function (GO): 3-dehydroquinate dehydratase activity
Source: RefSeq, a predicted model, not a curated record